Molecule: messenger RNA, 2449 nt
Organism: Pipistrellus kuhlii (Kuhl's pipistrelle)
Lineage: Eukaryota; Metazoa; Chordata; Mammalia; Chiroptera; Vespertilionidae
Product: mesothelin-like protein
Exons: 14
Coding region: 92-2059 (655 amino acids)
Biological process (GO): cell-matrix adhesion
Cellular component (GO): cell surface
Source: RefSeq, a predicted model, not a curated record
CCACCCAGGACACAGGAUCACAGGGUCCCUGGGCCAACCCCCUGCUGGACCUCCCACACGUGCUCCCUCAGCAGGGCUCAGCCCUCCGCUUAUGGCCUGUUCUGUUCCAGGCGCCCUGUUGAGCCGGGGCCUGGUCCUCUGCAUGUGGCUCACCAUUCACUGCGCUGGUCCCUACGCCGAGGCCUUCUCCCAGGAAGGGCGGGCUGCCAGCAGGGCCGACCUGUGGGCCAGUGCCAACACCUCCCUCCUACAAGGCUUCCGGUGCCAGGCAGCCAGCCAGCUGUCCCAGGACCAGCUUUCAGCUCUGAUCAGGAGGAUGGCAUCGCAGCAGGUGCUCCUCAAAGCCUGGCAGCUCAGCUGCCUGGCCAACCUGGCCGCCCUGCAUGGCCUCCAGAGUGACUUCCCGCUGCACCCGCCUGACCUGCUGCUCUUCUACAACCUGGGGCAAGUAAGGGAAGCCGACUGCCGGGCCUUCACCCGCCGGGCUGCCCAGGGGGACACGGAGCUGCUGGCCAAUCUUCCGGACCAGAGGGCCGCCCUGCAGCACUCCGCCUUGGCCUGCCUGGGUGUGUCCCACCCACCGCGGCUCAGCGCCUCAGACUUGCUGCUCCUCGGGGCCCUGGUGUGCGACAUGGAGGCAUCCAGCAUUGUGGCCUCGGACCCCCACGUGCUGCAGAACCUGCAGUGCUGCCCCCGGCUGACCCCGGCCCAGCAGGCUGCUCUCAACACUCUACUGACCAGCGGGAGGACCGUGCUUGGGCCCCCCAUCUCCUGGAACCUGGAGGGGCUGCAGGCUCUGGGACCACUGGCCACCUACAUCAGCUCCAGCCUAUGGGUGCAGGUGCAGGAGGCCGUGGGCCUGGGCUUCUUUGGCAGCAUGGUGGCUGCAUGUCGGGCAGGGCGGCUCAGCCAGCGUGACACCAGGCGCUUUGUCACCAGCUUUCUUGAGGCCAGGGCCAAGGCCAAGUUGAUGUCCUCACGACCCAAGCGGGGCACAGCCACAGGGCGACCCUGCGUCCGAGGCAACAUCACAGCAGCCACACUGCAGGACGACCUGUUCCUGGUGCACUACAACUGCUCCCAGCUCGAGUCCUGCCUGGGCAGCCACGUGCUCAGGGCCAACCUGGACCCCUUGCUGCAGCACCCACUGCCUGCUGAGUGCCAGCGGGUCGUCAAGGCCAAGUUGGCUCGGAUCUACCCAAGGGGCGUCCCCGAGGAGCAGCUCCGGCUCAUCAGCUCGCUGGUCUACCUGUACUCUGUCGUGGAGAUCAGCCAGUGGAACAUCACCUCCAGGGACACCGUCGUGGCCCUGCUGGCCUCGGACGUGGCCCUGGAGAACCAGACGGAGGCCAUCCUGCAGAAGUUCCUGGACCACAAAGGCAACAUCACGAGCGCCCUGCUGGUGGCCAUCGGGGGCGGCCGCCUCUGCUGGAUGAGCCCCCGGCAGAUCCAGGCCAUCCAGCCCUCGGAGUUCCGGCUGGCCGGGGCCCUGGACACCUCCUCCUGCCCUCAGAGCAGGAAGAACGAGCUCUUCGUCAAGGCCCGAGAGGCCUUCAGCAGCACCAGGAUCACAGCUGCCUACUACGACUUCAUCCGCCCCUUCCUUGGCGGUGCCCCCACCGAGGAGCUGCAGCGCCUGGCCCAGGCCAACGUCUCCAUGGACAUCCACACCUUCACCAACCUGAACCCCCACGUGCUGCAGAACCUAAGCGUUGACAAUGUGAGAACACUGCUGGGCCAGAAUGUGGGGGACCUGCAGAAGGCACGCAGCCACCCAACCAUCAGCUCCUGGCUCCGCAGCCUGAACAGGUCGGCCCUGGACGAGCUGGGCCUGGACAGGGGCCCCGCCGGCCCCACCAGUCCCACCAGGACUCACAACACCCCCUGGACAUCCCAUCUGACUUCCACACGGGAAGGGCCUGGGGAGGACGCCCGCACCUCAGGCAGCCCACCAGCCCACCUGGGGCCCCUGCCACUUGCUGUGGCUCUGCCCUCCAGCCUCCUGUGGCUGCUGUAUCGGGGUGCCCUGCGGCCUGUUGGGACUCACAAUGUCCUCUGAAGACGGGGCUGUGCUGGUAGGUGACUGGCCGCCAGCCCAGGCUAAGGGGCAAGCCCCAGGCACGGAAAGCCUCGCUGCAGGGCAGGAGCCUGCCACGCCCGGCUCCCAGCACCUGGAGCUGCACAGGGGGCCUGGGCAGAGCUGUGACAACUGGGUCCCAGCCCCUGCCCCCCUGCCGGCUGAGGGAGACAUGCCCCGCCCGCUGGUCUUCAGGACAAAGAACUGGGGCUGGGGAGUGGGCUCCAUGGCACUUACUUCGCUGGCUUUUUGUCUCCUUUUACUUUGCUGACUAAUAAAGGACAAGGUGAUCUUCCUGCGUGUGUCCCUUUGCUCUGGCCCCGAGGAGCGGCACAGAGACCCUCUUAGCUGUCUCCGGGGGAGUCACCAAGG